ACUGAAUUUCAAAAUAGUUUACCAGAAACCGGUCGGAUUGAAUCGAUACUGAGCUAUUCUUUCUGCGCUUCGCUGUUCAUAUAGGUUUACUUUUAAAGGUUUUAAGAUGUCUGAGCAUGAAGAAAUUGACGAAGGAUUUUAUUCCCGGCAACUGUAUGUGUUAGGUCGUGAGGCAAUGCAGCGGAUGGGUGAGGCUAACAUCCUGAUAGCUGGCAUGCGCGGCCUGGGUGUGGAGGUAGCGCACAACGUCAUCCUCUCCGGGGUGAAGUCCGUCACGGUGCAGGACGAGGGCCAGGUUCUGUGGGAGCACUUGAGUUCCCAGUUUUUCCUGCGCGAGGCUGACCUCGGCCAGAACCGGGCUGAGUGUUCCCUCCCCCGGCUGGCCAGUCUGAACCCCCGCGUCCAGGUGUCUGCCCACACCGGCCCACUGCAUGAAGACAUGCUCAUGCAGUACCAGGUGGUGGUCCUCACUGACUCCACGCUGGAGGAGCAGAAGCGUCUGGGGAACCACUGCCACUCCCAUGGGAUCCGGUUCAUAGUGGUCGACACCCGGGGACUCUGUGGUCAGUUGUUCUGUGACUUUGGCGAGGAGUUCACCGUGCUGGACCGGGACGGGGAGACGCCAAUGACUGCGAUGAUCAAUUACAUCACUAAGGGUAAUCCUGGCCUGGUGAGCUGUUUGGACGAAGAGAACCACGGUUUUCAAGAUGGCCACAAAGUUUCCUUCUCUGAGGUUCGGGGCAUGGCAGAGCUCAACACCAUGGGUCCUCAGGAGAUCAAAGUCAUCAGUGGUCAUUCGUUCUCCAUCGGUGACACCUCUGGCUUUACUGAGACCGGCCAUGGUGGAGUAGCGACCGAAGUCAAACAGCCCUCGACAAUUCAAUUUAAACCAUUGGAAGAGGCGUUAAUGGACCCUGAGUUGCUGGUCAUGACUGAUUAUGGGAAGAGGGCAAGGCACCAGACCCUGCAUCUGGCCUUCCAGGGCCUCCAUAUGUUUGUCCAGAAGGAGCACCGACUUCCCAAGCCCACGUCUCAGGCCGACGCUACUGUGCUGCUGGACAUGGUGAGGGGGCUGAACGUGUCGGCCCAGCUGGAGACACUGGACGAAGACGUGGUUCUGCUCCUGGCCCGCACAGCUCGGGGGGAUCUGGCCCCGCUCAACGCCUUCAUGGGAGGGGUCGCUGCCCAGGAAGUGCUGAAAGCCUGCAGUGGGAAGUUUAAACCUCUUAUACAGUGGCUGUACUUUGAUGCACUGGAGUGUCUUCCCAAAGACGUCGACAACAAAGAGGAGCAAUUGAGUGACAACACCUUUUCACCUGACGGCUCUAGGUACGACGGCCAAAUCGCUGUGUUUGGCUCUAAAUUCCAGGAGAGACUCGGGAAGCUCAAUUAUUUCCUGGUGGGAGCUGGUGCUAUUGGCUGUGAGCUGCUGAAGAACUUUGCCCUCAUGGGCCUGGGUGCUGGGGAGGGGGGACACAUCACUGUCACAGACAUGGACUCCAUCGAGCGCUCCAACCUGAACCGACAGUUCCUGUUCCGGUCCCAAGACAUCGGAAAAAUGAAGUCGUCUGUGGCGGCGGAAGCGGUGCGAGAGAUGAACCCCAGUGUGAACAUCACAGCCCACCAGAACCGGCUGGAUCCGGAGAGCGAGCGCGUCUACGAUAGGUCCUUCUUCAGGGGUCUGGAUGGCGUGGUCGCAGCCCUGGACAACGUGGAGGCCAGGGUCCAUCUGGACAAACUCUGUGUGCUGCACCAGAGGCCCAUGCUGGAGGGCGGGACCCUAGGGACCAAGGGCCACACUCUAGUGGUGGUCCCACAUCUGACCGAGUCCUACGGACAGCCCAAGGCCGAUACCGAGGGGGCCAUCCCACUGUGUACGCUGAAGAACUUCCCUCACCGUAUCGAACACACUCUGCAGUGGGCCAGAGACCAGUUUGAGGGGUGGUUCAAACACGUCCCGGAAAAUGUCAAUCUCUUUCUGAGGGACCCGCCGGGCUUCGUAGAGCGGACACUGGGCCGUGGCGAGGCCGAGGCGCUGGAGGUCCUGGGGGGGGUCUUUGGAGCCCUCAGGGACGGAGGAGCCCAGGGUCACCGGCCCACCCGCUGGGAGGACUGCGUGCACUGGGCGCGCUGUCGGUGGGAGAGCCUGUUCAGCAAUGAGCUCCGACAGCUCCUGCACUGUUUCCCUGCUGAUCAGGUAACGACACGCAGAGCGCCAGACGAGGCCGAGGAGAGUGACGGUUCUCACAGCUGUCGUUGGUUUAAUGCGACACAAGGAUAGCUUGACGUAUUGGCGUUAGGCCAUGGAAUGUUCCACAUUAUAUGUUCACGGCAUUAAAAGUACAAUAAACAUCGAGGUUCACGCUCGAAUCAUGCUCGAAAACAUGACUUAGAUGUCUUCUUCGCAACAUUUGACUGGAAUGCAGUUAUUCAAGUCCUUU
This is a messenger RNA of Gadus chalcogrammus (walleye pollock), 2441 nucleotides long. Its product is annotated as ubiquitin-like modifier-activating enzyme 1. Gene Ontology annotation, molecular function: SUMO activating enzyme activity. The transcript has 16 exons. Lineage: Eukaryota; Metazoa; Chordata; Actinopteri; Gadiformes; Gadidae. The record is from RefSeq and is a predicted model, not a curated record. The coding region runs from base 107 to 2281 and encodes 724 amino acids. Gene Ontology annotation, biological process: protein sumoylation. Gene Ontology annotation, cellular component: cytoplasm; SUMO activating enzyme complex.